Candidozyma haemuli is the source of this 603-nucleotide messenger RNA. RefSeq names its product 60S ribosomal protein uL13 (gene RPL16A). Gene Ontology annotation, cellular component: cytosolic large ribosomal subunit; ribosome. NCBI's taxonomy places the organism in Eukaryota, Fungi, Ascomycota, Pichiomycetes, Serinales, Metschnikowiaceae. The record is from RefSeq and is a predicted model, not a curated record. Gene Ontology annotation, molecular function: structural constituent of ribosome; mRNA binding. The transcript has a single exon. Gene Ontology annotation, biological process: negative regulation of translation; translation. The coding region runs from base 1 to 603 and encodes 200 amino acids.
AUGUCCGAUUUCCAGCCAGUUGUUGUCAUUGACGGUAAGGGUCACUUGUUGGGUCGUUUGGCCUCGAUCAUCGCCAAGCAGUUGUUGAACGGCCAGAAGAUUGUUGUUGUCAGAUGUGAGGCUCUCAACAUCUCUGGUGAGUUCUUCAGAAACAAGUUGAAGUUCCACGACUACUUGAGAAAGGCCACCAGAUACAACAAGACCAAGGGUCCAUUCCACUUCAGAGCCCCAUCCAGAGUUUUGUACAAGGCCAUCAGAGGUAUGAUUCCUCACAAGACCGCCAGAGGUAAGGCUGCUUUGGAGAGAUUGAAGGUCUUCGAAGGUAUUCCACCACCAUACGACAAGAAGAAGAGAGUUGUUGUGCCACAGGCUUUGAGAGUCCUCAGAUUGAAGCAGGGCAGAAAGUACACCACUGUCGGUAAGUUGUCUUCUUCUGUCGGCUGGAAGUACGAGUCUGUUGUUGACAAGUUGGAGGAGAAGAGAAAGGUCAGAUCUGCUGAGUACCACGCCAGAAAGGUUGCUGCUUCCAAGAAGUUGGCCUCUGCUCAGGCCCAGGCUUCUGAGACUGAGGUUGCUAAGAAGUUGGCUUCUUUCGGCUACUAA